AUGGCCGUCGAAGCUCUCACGGAAGUCAUUGCCCCAGAAGGCGUCAAAGCAAGGCUUAUCGCAACCAGGGCGUCGGAUAUCACGCUUCCACACGCCGAAAAGACAGACGGACGAAUAGUGCCUCUCAAGCAUCCGGCUGGAAGCAAAGUUGACUUUGGUGCUGAAGUGUACGGAAUCAAUCUGAACGAGCUCACUGACGCAGAUUUCGAACUGAUCUCUGAUGCCUUGCACCAACACAAAGUCUUGAUUUUCAAGGAGCAGCCGGAGAUGCUUAGGCCCCAACAGCAGUACCUGCUGACUGCAAACUUCGAUCCUAACGAGACGACGGGAGGUUUCGCACAUGGCGCUGAUCCGUUCUUGACCUCCCACAAUGGCGUUAACAUCUAUGGAAUUCAGAGCAGACCCGCGGUUCCUGUCCAGCCGCAAGUGCAUAUAUUGGGACGAGGCGAAGUUCCCGAGGAUCAUUAUCAGUUUCCUCCCGGAUUCAAGGUCAAGGGCAUCGAUCAUCGCGAAUUCCAUCUCCCGCCUCAUAUUCCCCAAGAGGAACGCGAGAACGGAGCCAGUAGGUUCUAUCAGUGGCAUUGGGACGGAGCGUUGUACAAUAUCCCGCCUCCGAGGGUGGGCUGCUUGCUGGCCGUCAGGACUCCGAAGGGGCCGGAUGUCACUGUCCGCUGGGACGAUGGGACCGGGACAGAGAUGAGAAUCCCACCCGGUGCAACCGCCUACAUUGCCGGAUCCAGAGCUUUGGAACUUCUCGACGAAGAGACCAGACAGAUUGCACUCCAUUCGCGGAUCGAGUAUGCGCCGCAUGCCUUCAAAUGGAUGUCCACCGCCCACAGCGCCAGACUUGGACAUAUCCUGGAAACCGAAGGCCUCGAGCUGCCGCGGGAGAAACUCCCACCCAUUGACGAAAGCAAGAUUUGCAUCUACCCGAUGGUGUGGACCAACCCGAAGACCGGCGAAAAGUCCUUGCAGGUCCACGGUCAAGGAGCGGUCAAGCUGUACCUCAAAAGUCGCCCGGAUGGAGAAGAAAGGAUUGUCGAUGAUCUGAAAGAAGUAAGGGAGUUUAUGCACAAAAUCAUGCGGCCAGCAAUCUCGCCCGAGAAUAUUUAUGCCCAUCCACACCAGGAGCAAGACGUUGUUCUUUGGUACAACCGCGCGUUGUGGCACAGCAUUCCGAUUCGUUAUCAGCCGCGAAGAGCGAAAGUGAGGACCCUAAUCCUGAUCCUGAUCCUGAUCCUCACAGAAAGAUCGCGCAAACUCGGCGGCAUCGAAGCCUCGACGACGAGGACGUCGUCGACUCCUAGGAGGGGGAGUGCUGUCUCUGUCUCUGGGCGCAGCAGCAGCAUCAUCAUUUGGCCUCUUUCGACUCUCGACCCCGACGCGGUUGUUGUCCCCGAUCUGCUUCUACAGCGCACGCAGGACUUUGACCCCGCGGCCGGCGAUCAUGCUCUUCUGCUGGCACAGCCGGAGGUGCUCGAGCGUGUGGUCGACCAGCUGCAGCUGGAAUUUGUCGUCCGGGUCAGAGGAGGGAUUUCGAGCAAUGCGGCGAAGAGUGGAGGCAUCGGGCUCGACUCGUCCCUGCUGCUGGCGAGGUGCUCUUUGAACAUGGCUUUGGACGCGGCCAGGCAGGUCCGCCGCGUGAUUUCAAAGACCGGGUUGGUGGAACUGAGACCGAGAAGCUUCCUAUAA
Messenger RNA from Fonsecaea erecta, 1692 nucleotides. RefSeq lists its product as hypothetical. The transcript is spliced from 4 exons. The record is from RefSeq and is a predicted model, not a curated record. Gene Ontology annotation, molecular function: oxidoreductase activity. Lineage: Eukaryota; Fungi; Ascomycota; Eurotiomycetes; Chaetothyriales; Herpotrichiellaceae. The coding region runs from base 1 to 1692 and encodes 563 amino acids.